UCACUUACUCUAGCUCUGUGGAAUUCUGGACAGAGUAACAUCGUUACUAACUGACGAACAUCUCCUGAUUUACUGCAUAUGCGACGUUUCCAGUCAAGUCACUAGACCACUGACAGAGCGGGCAAGUUACCGGUCUACUACAUUUGGAAUUAUCACAUACCUACAGUUGUGGCUGCAUGAUAGGCUGUGAACUGGAGUCUGUCCAAUACGAGCCCUCAAUCUACGUGCAACUUGAGGCCGUUAUAGGAUUCGGGGUUUUGGUGAUCUUCGAGAAAUCAAGGCGGUUCCUGCGCCCGGAAGAUAAUCUGUUGUCACGAUGCAUGAAAUUAUCACACUUCAGCUUGGUCAACGGAGCAACUAUGUAGCAACACAUUUCUGGAAUCUCCAGGAAUCCUACUUCACAUACAAUGCAGGCGAAGAGUCACCCGUAAACCACGAUGUUCAUUUCCGACCCGGUCUUGGAGCAGAUGGGACGGAGACAUUUACUCCAAGAACCAUUAUUUAUGACCUCAAAGGUGGCUUUGGUUCCCUUAAGAAAUACAAUGCGCUUUACCAAAUGGAAGAGGAAUCUAGCAUGCCAAGAGGACUAUGGGACGGAAAUGAGGUUAUACAACAACAACCUCAGAUCCCGCAGAGUGAAUAUCAAAAGUCCCUGGAUCUGGGAUUAACCCCACCUCCGCUGAUCUCGGAGACGGUUCGUUACUGGUCUGACUUCAACCGGGUAUUUUAUCACCCACGUUCUAUUGUCCAGCUGAACGAUUACGAGUUGAAUUCCCGAUUGAUGCCAUUUGAGAACUGGGAAGUGGGUGAAGAAUUGUUCAAUGAUCUAGACAAGGAGCAUGAUCUCUUGGAUAGAGACGUCAGACCUUUUGCAGAGGAAUGUGACCAACUGCGCGCCCUUCAGAUAUUCUCCGGGACAGAUGACGCCUGGGGAGGGUUUUCAGCGAGGUAUAUUGAUAGACUCAGAGACGAGUAUGGCAAAACUAGUAUAUGGCUAUGGGGCCUUGAAGAUGGUGCUAAGGUCCAGCGGCAGAAGCAAAUUCUCCGAUCGAUCAAUGUUGCAAAAUCAAUCUCUGCAAUCUCGCCGCAAGUUUCCUUGUAUACGCCCAUCAUGGACCCCCCUCAUCCAUUGCCAACCUACCUAAAUAUCGAUCUACAAUCAGAAUGGUACAAGUCGGCACUCAUCACCUCUUCAAUCGAGUCCGCCACCCUGCCUUCUCGCCUUCGCCAAUAUCAUGACAUCGAGGCUGCGUUAGCGGGUGACGACGGCACGCACAGAAUCUUCGAAUUGAAGGCCUCUAUUGUACCAGAAGCCAGCGAAAACCCUGCAGGAUCAUCGCGUACAGAAGCAGAAGCUGCCGGAUCCUUGGCAGAGGACGAUGGAAUUGACGAGAAUGCGAAAUUUGACAUUAACUUUAGUUAUAUUGAUCCUGCUGGAAGGCAUCACACCUUCAACGAGAUCCAGGUCGCUCGUGGAUUUGAAUUUGCUAGAGCGGAUGAACCAUGGCUUGAAAAUUCCACUCUUGCUCGGCGACAGCGCCUGUUCAACUCGCAAUCUGCACUACAAAGGUUCGAUACGGGUUUGCGGCUUCCUAUCCUUGACAGCUUCCCCCGCAAUCUCUUCGCUGAUUCUAGGCCGGAAGCUGGCAUCAAGGUCCAUGCAGCAUUGGCAGCCACCUCAGCGGUGGCAGAUCGAAUCAAGGCUCUACAAGCGAUUGCAGGACGAGCUGUGGGCGUCGAUGAACGAGAGGCCUUGGUCAACGGCCUCGGCGAGAUCCGUGAGACAUACGAGCAGGGAUGGAUGAGCGAUUUGGACUCUGGCGAGGACGACUGAACACCGUACCCAUCCGCUGCUACCUGGCCGCAGGACACUGGCAUACACCACCGAGACGUCUGGCUGGCCUUGGGGCGCGCACGUUUCUCACUGAUAGUUGGAUACUGUUCCCCACAGGGAAAUUAACUUCUGCCUGCAUCUUACGGAGUACUCCAGUCCUCUUGAAGGACUCUUAUGCACCUGCGUGGACUAAAGAGCGUCGCCUGGGGUAGAUUCUUGCUCAGUGCUUCUCGCCGUUGUGGCGACCCGGAUCAUACUGCAUAUAUUAUAGAAACGUCUGCAAGAGGCAUUUGCUCGAUAUUGCGACCGCGAAUGCCAAUUUAGACAUCGCUUCAGUCUUGAAUGGACCUGUCCAGGGCUAUUUUUGUUAUGUACUAUCGAACAGCCCGACCCAAGAUUUGUCAAUC
This is a messenger RNA of Paecilomyces variotii, 2241 nucleotides long. RefSeq names its product tubulin domain-containing protein. The coding region runs from base 317 to 1834 and encodes 505 amino acids. The transcript has 5 exons. Gene Ontology annotation, biological process: mitochondrion distribution. NCBI's taxonomy places the organism in Eukaryota, Fungi, Ascomycota, Eurotiomycetes, Eurotiales, Thermoascaceae. The record is from RefSeq and is a predicted model, not a curated record. Gene Ontology annotation, cellular component: cytoplasm.